This is a messenger RNA of Heteronotia binoei (common prickly gecko), 4456 nucleotides long. RefSeq names its product microtubule associated serine/threonine kinase 3 (gene MAST3). Lineage: Eukaryota; Metazoa; Chordata; Lepidosauria; Squamata; Gekkonidae. The transcript has 28 exons. Bases 2 to 4456 code for a protein of 1484 amino acids. Gene Ontology annotation, molecular function: protein binding; protein serine/threonine kinase activity; magnesium ion binding. Gene Ontology annotation, biological process: peptidyl-serine phosphorylation; intracellular signal transduction. The record is from RefSeq and is a predicted model, not a curated record.
CAUGGACGACUCGAGCAGCCUGCUGCGGCGCCGGGGGCUGCAGAAGGAGCUGAGCUUGCCACGCCGAGGAAAGAGUUGUCGAAACAGUAACAGGAAGAGGCUGGCAGUGGGGACUCCUUCGCCCACCCUCUCCCGCCCGCUGUCCCCCCUCUCUGUGCCAACAGCUGGGAGCAGUCCUGUGGCAAGCCCGCGCAAUUUCCCCACUGCAGCAGCCAGUUUCCCCUUUGCUCGCAGGGCUGAUGGCAGAAGGUGGUCGCUGGCUUCUCUGCCCUCCUCCGGCUAUGGGACGAACACCCCCAGCUCCACCGUCUCGUCCUCCUCCUCUUCCCAAGAACGGCUCCAUCAACUGCCCUCUCAGCCCACCCCGGAUGAGCUGCACUUCCUGUCCAAGCACUUCCGGAGCACGGAGAGUGUCAUGGGGGAGGACGGACGCCACUCGCCAUUCCUGCGCCCUCGAUCUCGGAGCCUGAGCCCCAGGCGGACGAGUGGGAUUUUUGACAAUGAAGUUGUCAUGAUGAAUCAUGUUUACAAGGAGCGGUUCCCAAAGGCCACGGCCCAGAUGGAGGAGCGCUUGGCGGAGCUGAUUGGCGGCUUCUCCCCCAGCAUCACCCUGCCCUUGGCCGACGGGGUCUUGGGCUUCAUCCACCACCAGAUCAUUGAGCUGGCCCGCGACUGCCUGGCCAAGUCCUGCCGGGCCCUCAUCACCUCCCGCUACUUCAUGGAGCUGCAGGAGAAGCUGGAGAAGAUGCUGAGAGACGCCCAGGAACGGUCGGAGAGCGAAGAAGUGCGCUUCAUCGAGCAGCUGGCCAGGAAACUCCUGAUCAUCAUCUCCCGGCCGGCCCGCCUGCUGGAGUGUUUGGAGUUUGACCCAGAGGAGUUCUACCACCUCCUGGAGGAAGCAGAAGGACACGCCAAAGUGGGGCAAGGGAUCAAGACGGACAUCCCCCGUUACAUCAUCAGCCAACUGGGACUGGCCAGGGACCCCCUGGAGGAGAUGGUGCGUCUGGGUCACACCGAGGGCAGCUCCCCCACUGGACUGCAGGAGGGCCCGGAGGUGAGGGAGGACCGGACGGCUGUCCCUGUUCCCCGGAGGAAGCCCUGCGAGAGCGAUUUUGAAACCAUCAAGCUGAUCAGCAAUGGAGCGUAUGGGGCCGUCUACCUGGUGCGGCACAAGGAGACCCGGCAGCGCUUUGCCAUCAAGAAGAUCAACAAGCAGAACCUGGUGCUGCGGAACCAGAUCCAGCAGGUCUUUGUGGAGCGCGACAUCCUGACCUUUGCGGAGAACCCCUUCGUCGUCAGCAUGUUCUGCUCCUUCGAGACCCGACGCCACCUCUGCAUGGUCAUGGAAUACGUGGAAGGUGGGGACUGUGCCACGCUGCUGAAAAACAUGGGGCCCUUGCCAGUGGACAUGGCCCGGAUGUACUUUGCGGAGACGGUGCUGGCCCUGGAGUACCUCCACAGUUACGGCAUCGUCCACCGAGAUCUCAAGCCAGACAACCUGCUCAUCACCUCCAUGGGCCACAUCAAGCUGACUGACUUUGGCCUCUCCAAGAUCGGCUUGAUGAACAUGACCACCAACCUCUACGAGGGCCACGUGGAGAAGGACAUGCGGGAGUUUGUGGACAAGCAGGUGUGUGGCACCCCGGAGUACAUCGCCCCAGAAGUGAUCCUGAUUCAAGGCUACGGCAAACCAGUGGACUGGUGGGCCAUGGGGAUCGUUUUGUAUGAGUUUUUGGUGGGCUGCGUGCCGUUCUUCGGAGACACCCCCGAAGAGCUCUUCGGACAGGUGAUCAGCGAGGAGAUCCUGUGGCCAGAAGGCGACGAACAACUUCCUGCGGAUGCACAAGACCUGAUCACGCAGCUUUUGCGGCAGUGCCCCCUGGAGCGCUUAGGCACAGGAGGGGCCCACGAAGUGAAGCAGCACCCCUUCUUCCGCGGCCUGGACUGGAACGGGCUGCUGCGGCAGAAGGCAGAGUUCAUUCCCCAGCUGGAGGCUGAGGACGACACCAGCUACUUUGACACUCGUCUGGAGCGCUUUCGGCACCUGGGCUCUGAGGGCGAGGAGACCAACGACGACGAGGAGUCCUCCCUGGAGAUCCGCCAGUUCUCCUCUUGCUCCCACCGCUUCAGCAAGGUUUACAGCAGCUCCGAGUUUUUGGCCAGUCCUGCUGGCCUCAGCUGCCCGCCGGCCGAGCAGAGCCAGGACAAGGAGAAGACGGAAGGGGCCGAGAGGGGGGAUCGCAGCUCGGGAGACGAGGAGAAGGGCCGGAGCGUGGCCCCAGAGGCCAGGCUCCGGGCCUGGACUUCCUGCGGCUCCACCUUCCACGCCUUCCGGCAGGAGCGUAGCCACAGCCCCGCCUCCCUGAACAGCACGUGCAGCCUGGAGGCCAUGCCCAGAUUCGCCUUCUCUGAGGAGGAGAGCCCUGCCCAGGGCCCUGCAAAUCGGGACCGGCCGCUGUUUGUGGUUGGGGAUCCUGAGGCGGCUACGCCAGGAAUGCCGACGAAGGCCUCACAGCUGUCAGCUGACCUGUUCAGCCUGAAUGGCGGCCGUCUGCGGAGCAGCAGCACCGGCACAAAGCGCUCCCCCCCGCAAGGCCUGGAACCCGAGAGCGGUCGCCGGCUGGGGGGCCACAGGGACUGUCCGGGGAAGCACCGCGUCUCGUCAGGGGGCAGGGUGCCCAAGUCCGCCUCAGUCUCCGCCCUCUCGCUCAUCAUCUGCUCAGAUGACUCCAGUGGGGGCGCCCUCAUGAGCCCCAUCUCGCCCCACUCUCUUUCCUCCAACCCCUCUUCCCGAGACUCCUCCCCAAGCCGCGAUUCCUGGCUUGGGGGGCCCAGCCUGCGCCCCCCCAUCGUGAUCCACAGCUCGGGCAAGAAGUACGGCUUCACCUUGCGGGCCAUCCGAGUCUACAUGGGCGACAGCGACGUCUACGUCAUGCACCACAUGGUUUGGAGCGUGGAGGAAGGCAGCCCCGCUCAGGAGGCAGGGCUGAGAGCGGGGGAUCUCAUCACCCACGUGAAUGGGGAGCCAGUGCAGGGCCUGGUGCAUGUGGACGUCGUGGAGCUCCUGCUGAAGAGUGGGACCAAGGUGUCCCUGAGGACCACAGCCCUGGAGAACACCAGCAUCAAGAUGGGCCCUGCGCGGAAGAACAGCUCCAAGGCGCGGAUGGCCCGCAGGAGCAAGAAGAGCCGCAAACGGGACAGCCAGGACCGGAGGAAAUGCCUCUUCAAGAAGAUCUCCAAGCAGACGUCCGUCUUGCACACCAGCCGCAGUUUCUCCUCCGGGCUCCACCACUCGCUGUCGUCUAGCGAGAGCCUCUCGGGGUCUCCUACGCACAGCCUGUCCCCUGGCCCCACCACCCCCUGCCGCAGCCCCGCCCCAGACAUCCCCCCAGAUUCUGCCUCCCCGCAAAGCAGCGUUUCCCCCUCCUCCAGCACCCCCAGCUCUCCAGCAGGACACACCCGGCCAAGCUCCCUUCACGGAUUGGCUCCGAAGCUCAGCAACCAGCGCUACAAGGUGGGGCGCCGCAAGUCCACCAGCAGCAUCCCCCCCUCCCCGCUGGCCUGCACCCCUUCCUCUGCCCCGCAGCCCCCCUCUCCGCAGAGGACGCCGUCGCCACUGCCCUUCCCCAAGGCCACCCAGGGCAAGACCCUGUCCCCACCGACCGUCGCCCGACAAACGUCCCGGCCCCGCAGCGCCGAAGGGUCGCUCUCCCCAUUGCUGAAGAGGGUCCCCGCCUGCCUGGCCGAGAAGAAAGGUGCCGGGGCCCGCAAGCUGCUCCUGGAGAGGCCUGCCGCAGGUGAGGAGGGCUGCGGGGAUGGGCCCAGCGGGGAGCGUCACGAGUGGGGACAGGAGGUGGUGGUCAUGCGACGGCUGAACCUCUCUGAGCGCCGCGACUCCUUCCGGAAGCAGGAAGCCGUCCAGGAGGUGAGCUUGGAUGAGCCGGGCCUGGGGCCUGGGGCUGAAGACCACCCCAAGGAGGGCAAGCCUGCCGCCUGGCGCCCCAGAUCGUGCCUGGCUUCCUGGGUGGAGGACAGGCCGUGCUGCUCCGCUCUCAACGCCUCGAGCCCCAAGCGCUCGCUGGGGCCCCACAUCGCAGUGCUGGGGGACGACCCGGCCACAUGGGAACCCCAGGGCUCCUCCUACCCCAUGCGGCUGGAGGCCCGGGUGUACACGGAGCAAGAGGAUGGGACGACGGCCGUGGAGUACAAGAGUGUCUCCUCCCAACGCCUGGAGCAGAGGGAGCCCUCAGCACUGCCCACAGCUGGGCCAAGGACAAGCCGGGUGGGAGGGGAGGCAGAGGACUCCCCCCCAGCAGCCCCCUGGAGCCACACCUGGAGCGGCUUGGAAGCCUGGCCACAGCUGCAACAGGAACCUCUCGGAGCCAGCUUGGCCCAGACGGACCCGAAAGAGGACCUCCUUGGACCAGCCCGGAGCAAAGCCCUGGAGGGAGACUAG